GUUAGUGGAAGGACUGUCCAGUUUUGGAGAAGUACUAUCGAACUAAUAGGUAGCCUACUCUAGAAACGUAUUUCUAAAAAGUCCUAGAUGGGUUUAAAUCAUGCCUCGGAUAUCUAUGGAAUAGAAGACAAUUAUCUACUCCGACGCUAAGAAAUUCGACAAAGAAACGUGCCGAGAAUACCACGAACCAGUCAAAGAUGUCUGUGAGCAAUCAUGAGAACCGGAAGUCGAGGUCGAGCUCGGGCUCGAUGAACAUCCAUCUCUUCCACAAGACGUCCCACGCUGACAGCCUGCUGACACACCUAAACCUGCUCCGCAAGCGGCGGGUGUUCACGGAUGUGGUUCUGCAGGCGGGCAACCGGGCCUUCCCUUGCCACCGGGCCGUGCUGGCGUCGUGCAGCCGCUACUUCGAGGCCAUGUUCAGCGGCGGCCUGAAGGAGAGCCGCGACGCCGAGGUCAACUUCCACGACUCGCUGCACCCCGAGGUGCUGGAGCUGCUGCUGGACUAUGCCUACUCCGCCCGCGUCAUCAUCAACGAGGAGAACGCCGAGUCGCUGCUGGAGGCCAGCGACAUGCUGCAGUUCCACGACAUCCGCGAGGCCUCCGCCGAGUUCCUCGAGAAGAACCUGCACCCGUCCAACUGCCUGGGCAUGAUGCUGCUCUCCGACGCCCACCAGUGCCAGAGGCUGUACGAGCUCUCCUGGAGGAUGUGCCUGGCCAACUUCGCCACGCUCUACCGGACGGAGGACUUCCUGAACCUGCCCAAAGACAAGAUCCAGGAGCUGAUAUUCAGCGAGGAGCUGGAGGUGGAGGACGAGAGCUUGGUGUACGAGGCCGUCAUCGACUGGGUGAAGGCGGACAUGGACCGGAGGCACAGCGACCUGCCGGAGCUGCUGCGCUGCGUGAGGCUGGCCUUGCUGCCGGAGACCUACCUGCUGAAGAACGUGGCCUCGGAGGAGCUGGUCAUGGGACACAAGGUGGGCAGGGAGAUCGUGGAAGACGCCGUCCGCUGCAAGAUGAAGAUCCUGCAGAACGACGGCGUGGUGACCGGCUUCUGCGCCCGUCCGCGGAAGGUCAGCCAAGCGCUGCUCCUCUUGGGAGGCCAGACGUUCAUGUGCGAUAAGGUCUACAUGAUCGACCACAAGACCAAGGAGAUCACCCCCAAAACAGACAUCCCCAGCCCUCGGAAGGAGUGUAGCGCGUGUGCCAUCGGCUGCAAGGUGUACGUCACGGGCGGGAGGGGGUCUGAAAACGGGGCGUCAAAGGACGUGUGGGUGUAUGACACGCUCCACGACGAGUGGUCCAAAGCUUCUCCCAUGAUGGUGGCCCGGUUUGGACACGGCUCGGCAGAACUCGAUCACAAUCUGUACGUUGUUGGGGGACACACGUCUUUGGCUGGAUCCUUUCCAGCUUCUCCGUCGGUCUCGCUGAAACAAGUGGAACAGUACGACCCGCAGGCUAACAAAUGGACGUUGGUGGCCCCGCUCCGUGAGGGGGUUAGCAACGCAGCCGUGGUCGGCGCCAAGAACAAACUCUUUGCCUUUGGAGGCACGAGCGUCAACAGAGAGAAAUACCCCAAGGUGCAGUGCUUCGACCCGUGCGAGAACCGGUGGACCGUGCCCGCCAUGUGCCCGCAGCUGUGGCGCUACACGGCCGCCGCCGUGGUCGGCAACCAGGUGGUGGUGAUCGGCGGGGACACCGAGUUCUCGGCCAGCUCGGCGUACCGCUUCAACAGCGAGACGUACCAGUGGUCCAAGUUCGGGGACGUGACCGCCAAGAGGAUCAGCUGCCACGCGGUGGCCUCGGGCAACCGCCUCUACGUGGUCGGGGGAUACUGCGGGGUACAGAGGUGUAAGACACUGGACUGUUACGACCCCUCCACGGACACAUGGGACAGCGUCACCAGUGUGCCCUACUCCCUCAUCCCCACCGCCUUUGUCAGCACCUGGAAGUACCUCUCAGCAUAACACGGAGGAUCCUUUUUUCAUCUGAUCGUCGGCCGCGAUUGGAAUGUCGGUGUGUGUCUCCCCUCGCCGACUGUGGAAUGUCGAGGGGAUUGCAGGGGGUGGCGCGAUGGGAAGGGGG
Messenger RNA from Sardina pilchardus (European sardine), 2085 nucleotides. RefSeq names its product ectodermal-neural cortex 3 (gene enc3). Gene Ontology annotation, molecular function: protein binding. Bases 198 to 1967 code for a protein of 589 amino acids. The record is from RefSeq and is a predicted model, not a curated record. The transcript has 3 exons. NCBI's taxonomy places the organism in Eukaryota, Metazoa, Chordata, Actinopteri, Clupeiformes, Clupeidae.